Messenger RNA from Abrus precatorius (Indian licorice), 993 nucleotides. RefSeq names its product trafficking protein particle complex subunit 3. Gene Ontology annotation, cellular component: cytosol; TRAPP complex; cis-Golgi network membrane. Gene Ontology annotation, biological process: endoplasmic reticulum to Golgi vesicle-mediated transport; intra-Golgi vesicle-mediated transport. The record is from RefSeq and is a predicted model, not a curated record. NCBI's taxonomy places the organism in Eukaryota, Viridiplantae, Streptophyta, Magnoliopsida, Fabales, Fabaceae. The coding region runs from base 115 to 675 and encodes 186 amino acids. The transcript has 5 exons.
AGCCGAAGCCCACUGGGCCCGUGGGCUUUGAUCCAAGAACCAAAGUCACAUCUUUGUUUCACUCGCGAUCGCUUCAGCAGAUCGCUGCAAAGCUGAACUGAGUGAACUCCGUCAAUGGCUCCCGUCGUUCCUCGAUCCGGCGAUGCGAUAUUCGCUAACGUCGAACGCGUUAAUGCGGAGCUGUUUACGUUGACGUACGGUGCGAUUGUGCGUCAGUUGCUCACAGAUCUGGAAGAGGUUGAGGAGGUUAACAAGCAGCUUGAUCAAAUGGGUUAUAAUAUUGGAAUCCGUUUGAUUGAUGAGUUUUUAGCAAAAUCUAAUGUCUCAAGGUGCGUUGAUUUCAGAGAGACUACUGAUGUAAUUGCAAAGGUUGGUUUUAAAAUGUUCCUUGGUGUUACUGCAUCUGUGACCAAUUGGGAUGCGGAUGGGACAUGUUGUAGUAUUGUUUUGGAGGAUAAUCCAUUGGUUGAUUUUGUUGAGCUUCCUGACACCUGCCAAGGUCUGUACUAUUGCAAUAUCUUAAGUGGAGUCAUUAGAGGGGCCUUAGAUAUGGUGUCAAUGAAGACUGAGGUAACUUGGAUCCGUGAUGUGCUUCGGGGUGAUGAUGUGUUUGAGUUGCAGGUAAAACUUCUCAAGCAAGUUCCAGAAGAGUAUCCAUACAAGGAUGAUGAGUGACAUCUCUUUUUAUAGUGUUGUAUACUUGAGGUUUUUAUUACUUAAUCUUUUCCCAAGUUUUAGAUUAUCAUCUUUCUGACUUGUCCUGUGUGUAUUUUGAUGAAACUCUAAAUACAAUAGAAAUCUUCGGUUAAAUCAUAAUGACGGCUUUGACAGCGGGCUGCAAUCUGUCAUGAUUUCUGAGAGCCCUCUAGAUUUUAAGUUGUUUUUAUCAUCUUCCUGAUUAUAUAUUAUUAUGGGCUGGAUACAGAUCUUUUACCCAUUAGAUAAGAAUUGUCAAACACAUUUCAUAAUUCAAAUUGAUUUUUUAAUGACCCC